GCCUGCUGGACGUUUCACUAGCGGCCACGCGGCGUAUGUGUAAUAUUUGUUGGGCAGUCAACGCGUUUCAGACGAGAGACACGCGCUUAUUGGAUUUUUGGCGCAAGUAGCAAAAAGCCGGUUAAAGUGUUAAGAGCAUGUAAUUUUCUCCGUAUGUGUCUGUGUGCGGGUGUACAUGUGUGUGAGCUGAGGUAGAAAUACACUUGGCUACAGCAUUCAAAAAAAAGAAAAAAAGUGCAGAAACAAAGCAGCAGAAAUUCCAAGAAAAUUAACUUGGCGCAUUCUUGAACUGUUUAUUGUUGUUGUGCUGGCAACUGGGUUAAUUGAUGUGUGUGUGUGUGCGAAUUAUAACAAGCCAAAUACACUUAAGUACAAGCCCGCAAUGAAAGCGCAACAAUAGUUCGUGGCACGCGAUGAAUGCAACAAGAACAUCAACCGCAAUACUCAGACACAAGUGAAACCCCAAAACUAAGCUGAUAUUGUUCAUCAAAUCUGACAUAAUUUGUCUGCUUGGAACAGCAAGUGCUUAACAUGCCACAUAAAGCUAAAUAACUAAGGCAAGAUAAAAUCUUAGUUGAAGUUUGCCAUGGGGGCGUGACUAGGCGAGGCAAGACAACACCUUAGCUGGCAGGCAAGUAGUCACCUAGCCUUGGAGAGAGCAGCCAAUGCAAGCAGCACAGAAGCAACUAGCAACGACACAAAAUGCUGAUACUGCUGGCAUUGCUGAGUAUAUUUGGUAAUAGUCUCAUUGCUGGAGUCGAAGCGAAUCUGAGCUUAGGUUUUAAGGUCAUCAGACUGCCAAGGCAUAUAAAUCCCGCCAAUUGCAGCGUUGGCAACACAACAUUCGCACAUGGAGCCACAUUUAAAUUGGAUUGCAAAACCCAAUGCGUUUGCGAGAAUGGUCGCCAUGCCUGCUCCACGCUGUGUCCCAAUGAGCAGCUGCCGGCGCCGGAGGACACGAUUUCAUGCAGAUCACCGCGUCUGGUCGAGGUACCCGGCCACUGUUGCAAAAUGUGGCUCUGUGAGAAUCCAACAGCUGAUGUCUACGCCACCUGCCACAACAGCAGCAUCAGUGGCAAUUGGAGCGCCUGCAGUCGGGCAUGUGGCCUGGGCAUGGCCACAAGGCAGACGAGCACCCAUGCCGGCUGCCAUCAAUUGAGCAAUUUACGGCUUUGCGAGAAUCGCAGAUGUGUCCAGGACAAUAAGCGGAGCAACAGCAACAGCAACAGCAACGGCAACAGCAACAGCAAGAACAAUGCCAACAGCCACAAUAGACUAUUUAACAACUUGGCCAGAAGCCAGCUUCAUCAGCUGCAUCAUCAUAAGAGGAAUGGCCACGGCGUAGCGCUCGAUAUGCAACAGGAGCCCGCACACAGAAUUAGAAAGGGUCACGAGUGCCGCAGCUUGCAGCGCUUGGGCACUGCUCGGAUUCGCCUGGGCGAGUGCGUCUCACGUAAGCUCUAUCGUCCAAAGCUGUGCGGCAGCUGCCAUCGGGGCACCAAGUGCUGCAUUCCAGCUGUUUCCACAACAAUCCAAGUGGAGCUGCUGUGCCCUUUAAAUGCCGUUGAUCCAAUUAACUACGUACAAAAGCGCAUGCAACAGGACGAGGCAGCCGACAGUUGGCAACCGGAAGGACAGUUAUGGAACACCAUUGGCUUGGAGCCCAUCGAUCAGGAAUUUCUGCAAUCACAUCAAAUACAAAUUGAGAAUAAAUUCGUUGCCAUCGAGUGGAUACUAAAAUGUGAAUGCAGCAAGAAUUUUUGCAGCGCGGACAAAAAUCGAAAGCUGCCUUCAAAUGCAACCAAAUAUGCCAAGCACAGCAAGGGGCAGCAGAAGGAACGUUUACAUGCAACCAAGGUGCUACAAAAUGAGCUGAAAUCCAAAUAUGACGAACUGCAAGAUGUGUCAGGAUAUGAAGUCGAACAGCAGCAGCAGCAGCAGCAGCAGCAGGGGGCGAAUGUUAGGAAUGCGAAGAGCAAUGAGGAAAAUUCAUCAUCGGAACAACAGCCAGAUAUAAUACCCUAUCCGCUAGGCGUGGGCGAGAUCAGCUGGAAGAAGGAAAAACGGCAAAGAAAAGAGAAAGAAGAAGCAGCUGAUCAAGGGCAACAGUGGCAGCAACGCACAUAGCGUCAAGCGAGACUUGCAACAUUUUCCAAGCUAAAGAAGAAAAAGAAACAUGAUUGAUUGAUUCAGCUAAGCAGUUGAGUAGAACCUAAGAUUUGUACAGCAUAGCGAUAUAUUGAUAUAUAUAUAAAUGUAUUUUGAAUUUUGAACUAAACUGAGAUUAAGCUUGUAAAAAAACAAAACCAAUUUGGGAUAUGGUUUAGGAUUUGAGCUGAAAGAAAAAGCAUUAAGUGUAAUUAUGUGGAUAAAAAAGCGAGUUGAGAGCUGACGAUACGAAAUACCUAAACAGCAGAAAGGC
Messenger RNA from Drosophila hydei, 2422 nucleotides. It is a transcript of the gene Ccn, whose product is annotated as putative mediator of RNA polymerase II transcription subunit 26. Gene Ontology annotation, biological process: cell adhesion; signal transduction. Gene Ontology annotation, cellular component: extracellular matrix. Bases 703 to 2127 code for a protein of 474 amino acids. Gene Ontology annotation, molecular function: heparin binding; integrin binding. Lineage: Eukaryota; Metazoa; Arthropoda; Insecta; Diptera; Drosophilidae. The record is from RefSeq and is a predicted model, not a curated record. The transcript has 11 exons.